Molecule: messenger RNA, 570 nt
Organism: Lycium barbarum (goji berry)
Lineage: Eukaryota; Viridiplantae; Streptophyta; Magnoliopsida; Solanales; Solanaceae
Exons: 1
Coding region: 1-570 (189 amino acids)
Source: RefSeq, a predicted model, not a curated record
AUGGAAACACCAAAGCAAGCAACAUGGUUGGUGAGAAAAAUAUUUCAUGCUAGACACUGGUUUGAUGACCUCGGGGAUCCGAACAAAUUCAGCAAAGGGGAGAACUUCAAUAUAAAGCAUGCAUAUACCUCCUUCAGGCCUCAGCUUCCCAAAGUUCAAUGGAGAGCCUUAGUUUUACUCAAAGAUGUUAUUCCCAGAAAGCAAUUUAUCUUAUGGAUGGCAGUACAGAAUAUGUUAGCAACAACUGAUAGGUUAGUUACCUGGAUAAUUCAAGUGGAUCCACUAUGCAAGCUCUGCUCGAUUGGGGAUAUAGAAACACAUAAACAUCUGUUUUAUGAAUGCACAUACUCUAGGUCCAUAUGGCACUUCCUCCUAAACUGGAUAGGCAUCAGGAAACAGAUUGGAGAAUGGGCUGAUGAAGUUAGAUGGAUGGCUAAACGAGUGAACAAUAAAAAUCCCAAAUGGGCUAUAUUGGGGUUUGUCUUUAUAGCGGUUGUCUAUCACGUGAAAGAAAUGCAAGAAGCUUCCAACAACAUAGAAGAAGGAACAUUGAGAGGACAAGAGAAAUAG